CCUUUAUGGGGUUUCCGCUUCAAUUAUUUGCCCCGAGAGGUCAUUGACUCCGGCAAAUCCUUUGCCCCUUCUUCUGCCGCCGUCGCAGCCACCACCACCGCCGGCAAAUCCUCUUACCUUCUCGCUUUCCGUCGACGUAUCUUCCCCCUUCCCUCAAUAUAGUAUCAGUACGACAAUUUUCUGAAGGCUCGGCGAUUACCGAGAGCAGGGCGACGCAUCUAUCCUCAGAAUGAAGGCAGGCGUCUCGCAGGCGCCGGGGGAUUACGUCUACUUCAAGUCGCAAGUACCUCUCCACAAAAUCUCCAUUGGUAACAAGCAAUGGAGAUACUAUGACUUUGGUCCUAAAUCAGUGCCUCCUCUUAUUUGCAUCCCUGGAAUUGCAGGAACUGCAGAUGUCUAUUACAAACAGAUAAUGUCACUUUCCAUAAAGGGUUACCGAGUGAUUUCAGUUGAUAUACCGCGCAUUUGGAAUCACAUGGAGUGGGUUCAGUCAUUUGAGAAAUUCCUGGAUACGCUUAGUAUCUAUCAUAUACAUCUUUAUGGAACUUCACUUGGUGGAUUCCUUGCAUUAGUCUUUGCGCAACAUCGACCAAGGCGAGUUAAGUCGCUUGUUCUUUCAAACACAUUUUUGGAGACGCACAAGUUUGCAGCUGCCAUGCCAUGGUCUCCUAUUGUUAACUGGACGCCUGCUUUUCUGUUGAAGCGAUACAUCUUAUCAGGAAUCCGUGAUGGUUCACAUGAACCAUUCAUUGCUGACUCUAUAGAUUUUGUUGUUGGCCAGGUGGAGAUUUUAUCAAGUGAUGAUUUAUCCUCAAGGCUAAAGUUGAAUGUUAAUGCUGCAUCAGUUGGACCUCUUUCGCUCUCAGAUUCCUUCAUCACAAUCAUGGAUACAAAUGACUACUGUGCUGUUCCUCAGCAGCUGAAAGAUCAAGUGAGUGAAAGGUUUCCUGGAGCUAGGCGAGCCAUACUGAAGACAGGUGGUGAUUUCCCUUUCCUUUCUCGUCCAGAUGAGGUGAACCUAUACCUUCAGCUCCAUCUAAGACGAGUAGGGGUUGAAGCACAGCUAGAUAAUCAACCAGGAACUUCGAAAGAUGAUGGUGCUGAUCAGUCCACUGAUGAUAACCAGGGGGGAAACAAUUUUGACAGUCUUCCUGGACAAAGAAAUGACGGAGCUAAUGAUGGUGCCUAUCAACCCAAAACUUCUGGACAAAAUGGGGAUAACAAUGGUUCUGAUGAAACCAAAUCAUCGGGCCCUAACACAGACAACACCAGUGGAAGUGUUUUAAGCAGUGAAGACAUUGGCAUCAUGAAGGAAUUCAUGGCCUUCCAACUGCUUGUCCAAGCAUCGCUCUUCCCUGUAAUUCUGCAACACCAAAUGGGUGCAUUCUCUGUCAGUUGUAAAAUGUUGUUCAAUGUUUAGAGACUUUGUUUAGCAUACAAAUUUCUUGUGCAGUUGUAGUUAUGGGUUCAUACAUACAAGUAAUUACAUGAAUUUGUUUUAAAAAACAUGCUCUGAGAAAAAUGUGGUGAGCUCAUUUCAGUCG
This is a messenger RNA of Zingiber officinale, 1544 nucleotides long. Its product is annotated as maspardin-like. Bases 230 to 1420 code for a protein of 396 amino acids. The record is from RefSeq and is a predicted model, not a curated record. The transcript is spliced from 8 exons. NCBI's taxonomy places the organism in Eukaryota, Viridiplantae, Streptophyta, Magnoliopsida, Zingiberales, Zingiberaceae.